AUGGUGCAAAUCCCACAUCUCCUGUCGAUCCUGCAGCUAUCCCAUGAGACGGCAUCGACUGUUGAAGCCAUUCUCCGAGAUUUUCAUGCGCUGAAGGAUUCCGAAAAAGAUGCUCACCGUCUGGGCACAGCAGAAGCUGUUUUCCCCAUAGUAUUUGGUGAGGAUGCGAGUAUUCGAACUGGUCCCCUUUUCUCCGAGCGGAACAACACCGUCUGGUCUCUCAAUUGCCAGCUCACUCCCGGUGUGAUUGUCAUCCCCCGCACGAGCCAGGAUGUUGGCAAAAUCCUUGCUCUCUGUCAAUCCCUCGAUACGAAGUUCUCGGUUCGCGGUGGUGGCCAUCUUCAAAAUCCUGGGUUCACGAGUAAUGACGGGGGAGUUGUGAUUUCGAUGAAGAACUUCAACAGCGUGACGGUGUCGGAGGAUCGGUCGACGGCCGAGAUUGGUGCCGGUCUGACCUGGUCGCAGGUUUAUGGUGAUCUCGACGCGCACGGCUUGGCAGUCACUGGAGGGCGUGUCCCAGAAGUUGGUGUCUCUGGCUUACUGUUGGGUGGGGGACUAUCUUUCCAGAAGGGCAAGUAUGGCCUCAGUUGUAAUGGUGUUGUAGAAUACGAGGUCGUCCUUGCGGAUUCGACAAUGGUCAAAGCAAAUGCCACCAAGAACAAAGAUCUCUUCUGGGCUUUGAAAGGCGGAGGCCCUAAUUUUGGCAUUGUAACAAAAUUCACGAUGUCGACACUGUCCAAUAAAUUAUGGGCUGAUGUGCGAAUCUUUGAACCUACUAAAGAUGAAAAAUUGCUCGACGCUCUCAUUCGCUUCCAUAAGGAUAACGAAAAUGACCCUAAUGCGUCGCUGAUCUUCAACUUUUUCCCAGGAGCUACCUUGUUGGUACUUCUUUACGCCGAAGUCGUGAGAGAGCGACCGGCUGUCUUUGAUGCCUUUGAAGGAAUCGGCAUUGUCGCCCAAAUGCUACCUGGCAGCAAUUACACAAUUUUCGAGAUCAUGAAUACAUUGGAGAGUUCUGUUGCCAAGGUCUAUAAGGUUGCAAAUGAAUGUCGCUACGAGCAGGAGGGCGCGCUCAAGCACAUCCCUGGCCUCAAGAUCACGCUUGUCUUUCAACCCGUCUCAUCGAACGCUAUCAAAGCUACUAAUGCAGGCGUUGGCUCUCCACUGGGCAUUAUGGAACAACAUCAUCAAUGGCUUCUUCUCAUGACAGACUGGUCAAACCAAGAGGACGAGACCGUCGUGCGUGAAGCUGCUCGUAAAAUUGUCGAGGCAGCUGAAGCUACGGCCAAAAAGAAUGGUACAUUUCUCAAAUUUAAGUACUCGAAUUACUCAUCGCGAGACCAGGACCCUCAGUCGACUUAUGGUGCGGAGAAUCUGGACAAAUUGAAAAGCAUUGCGAGCAAAGUCGAUCCGAUGGGCGUAUUUCAAACCUUGCAGAAUGGCGGUUGGCUUGUGAGCCGAGCAGGGAAAUAA
Molecule: messenger RNA, 1473 nt
Organism: Penicillium odoratum
Lineage: Eukaryota; Fungi; Ascomycota; Eurotiomycetes; Eurotiales; Aspergillaceae
Product: FAD-binding oxidoreductase
Exons: 6
Coding region: 1-1473 (490 amino acids)
Molecular function (GO): FAD binding
Source: RefSeq, a predicted model, not a curated record